Molecule: messenger RNA, 1002 nt
Organism: Chanos chanos (milkfish)
Lineage: Eukaryota; Metazoa; Chordata; Actinopteri; Gonorynchiformes; Chanidae
Product: parapinopsin-like
Exons: 4
Coding region: 1-1002 (333 amino acids)
Biological process (GO): visual perception; G protein-coupled receptor signaling pathway
Cellular component (GO): membrane
Molecular function (GO): G protein-coupled receptor activity
Source: RefSeq, a predicted model, not a curated record
AUGGUGCUUCCCAAUGCUACCACUUUUCACGGCUUCGCCAAGGAAAACCUCCUGCCCAGAGCUGGCUUUAUAACCCUCUCCAUCAUCAUGGCGCUUUUCUCCGUGUCUGCCGUGAUUCUGAAUUCCACGGUCAUCAUUGUAACCAUUCUGCACAAACAGCUGAGGCAGCCACUAAAUUUUGCUCUGGUCAACCUAGCUGUGGCUGACCUGGGGACCACACUCACGGGAGGGCUGCCCUCCGUGGUGACCAAUGCUGUGGGCUAUUACAUUAUGGGAAGGGUCGGCUGUGUGGUGGAAGGCUUCUGUGUGGCGCUCUUUGGCAUCACAGCCCUGUGUUCAGUGGCACUCAUAGCUGUUGAGCGACUGUUUGUCGUCUGUAAGCCAAUUGGCACCAUGACGUUCCAGAAGAAGCAUGCGGCGGGAGGGGUGGCCUUGUCCUGGUUCUGGUCCCUCUUGUGGAACACCCCUCCUCUUUUCGGAUGGGGCAGUUAUCAGCUUGAGGGCGUAGGGACCUCUUGCGGCCCAGACUGGCACAGUCGAGAUCCGAAAAACGUCUCAUAUAUUCUUUGUUACUUCCUCUUGUGCUUUGCCGUGCCCUUUGCCAUAAUUGUGGUCUCUUACUCAUGGCUUCUCUGGACCUUAAGACAGGUAGCUCGUGUCGGGGGCGGUGCUGCAGCUAAGGCAGAGGCUAAGAUUGCCUGGAUGGUAGUGGCCAUGGUAGUAGCCUUUCUGAUCAGCUGGCUGCCCUAUGCUGCCCUGGCAUUAACUGUGGUGUUUGACCCAGAUGUUAAAAUUAGUCCUCUGGUUGGCACGCUUCCUGUCUAUCUAGCUAAGAGCAGUACUGUCUACAAUCCUUUAAUUUACAUCUACAUGAACAAACAGUUCCAGAAGUAUGCAGUAUCCUUCUUGCUUUGUGGGAACAAUCCGUGGGCCUCUGAAGAGGAAGUCUCAGAGACACAGACUAUCGUCACCCCAGUCAAUAACAAAAUCUCUCCAGAGUGA